Plutella xylostella (diamondback moth) is the source of this 2024-nucleotide messenger RNA. Its product is annotated as catalase-2. NCBI's taxonomy places the organism in Eukaryota, Metazoa, Arthropoda, Insecta, Lepidoptera, Plutellidae. Gene Ontology annotation, biological process: hydrogen peroxide catabolic process; response to hydrogen peroxide. The record is from RefSeq and is a predicted model, not a curated record. Gene Ontology annotation, molecular function: heme binding; catalase activity. Gene Ontology annotation, cellular component: cytoplasm.
CUUAGUUAGGUGGGUAAGUGUUAUUUAAUCAAAUUAAACUUCCCUAAGGUUGCCCCAAUUUCGUAAGCAAUCAUUUGCGAUUAAUUGAAACUAUAGGCAUUUACACGAAUUAAAGCACCGGAUAACUGCAAUGUUAUCUUAUUGUUACUUAUAGUUAAGUAACUAGUUACAUCGUAUUUAAUUUUUAAUAAUUGCAUAGCUACCUUAAUUCGAACUUAGUUUCAUUGUAAACCCAAUUACACAAAUACCUUUGCCUACAUCUAGCGUGCGCGAUGUAUUUUCGUAUUUCAAUAAGGCAAUUAGCUAAUUAUCCAAGUAUAAAUUCAUAAUAAUAAGUGUAACACAUUCGACCAGCUUCAAUUAAUCAAUCAAUUUGAAGUGUGAAGCCGAGAUGGGAAGACUGUGAGACGAUGAAGCGUGUAAUCUUUGUUUUGGGGGUAGUUUGCCUCACGGGAGUGGCUUGGGGCCUAAACUCCAGCGAUGCAAAUGUAGACGCGGUGUCUCGACAACUCUUCGACUUCAGGUUUAAGAAGAAGAGGCCAGAUCUCCUGACCACGUCAGCGGGACAGCCAGUGCACCUGGAGCAGACAGUGAACAUCAACAAAGUACUGCUCAACAACCCUUACAUCCUGGAAUCCAUUAAACAUGCGGUUAACGAGAGGACUCCCAACCGUGAAGUCUUCUCCAAGGGGACCGGCGCUUACGGCUAUUUCGAAGUGACUAAUGACGUCACGAAAUACACCAAAGCGAAGGUGUUCGAUACCGUUGGCAAGAGAACCAAAGUGCUAACCAGAUUCGGGGUCUCGCAGACUGAGAAGGGAGGCACUGACGUGUCUCCAAUAGCCGGGAAAAGUAUUUCCUUCAAGAUGUAUACAGAGGAAGGAAAUCUAGAUUUUCUGGGUCUCAACACUCCGGUGUACUUCUACAGAGAUCCGGUUCUCUUCAGGGAGUUCCUGCACGCUUUCAGGAUGAACCCGAAGACCAACAUACGGGACGGCACGUCGACCUUGGACUUCGUCACUUUCAAUCCCAUUUCCAUUCACACGAUGUUGUGGCAGCUAUCUGAGUACGGUCUGCCGAGGGGCUUUAGGUACAUGAGCGCAUUCCCGUGUCACACGUAUGAGCUCUACAACGACCACGGCGAGAGUUUCUUCGUCAAAUUCAAGUUCAUAUCAGAGCUAGGUUUCGACAGUUUCAGCUUGGCAGAAGCCUCUGUAAUCUCGAGUUUCGAUCCGGACUUCUACAUCCGAGAUUUGUACAACUCGAUCGAGGACGGCAACUUCCCCGCAUGGAGGGUGGAAAUGGACGUGUUGAACACAUCGAACUUGAAGAAGCUCAAGUUCGAUCCGUUUGACGUGACGAGGAUUUGGCCCAACGGCACUUACACCACGGUGGAGAUCGGGCGAGUGGUUUUGAACCAGAACGUAAAGAAUCAGUUUGCUGAAGUGGAACAGGCAGCUUACAACCCGACAAACCUCGUGCCUGGUAUACUGGAGCCUCCCGACCAGCUGUUCCGAGGGCGAGUGAUAGCGUACAACGACGCUCAAAUACACCGCUUGGGAGUCAACAGAAACAAGAUCCGAGUCAACUGUCCUAUGUACGCUAGAACUUACAACCGCGACGGUAUACCUCCCGUGCUAGACAAUGAGCGAGAAGCGGUUAAUUACUACAGGAACUCCUUCAACGGCCCGGUGCCUCUGUUGGACGUGGACCGGCCGAAGCGUCAGCUUGUGAUUGAGCAAUCCAGCUCGGUGCAUCUGGAAGACAGCUGGAGGUUCUACAACGAGGUGUUGGUGACCGAGGCUCAGAAGCAGAGGUUAGUGAAUGCGAUGGUGCUGGUGGCGAUACGGGUGCCGGCCAGUGUGCAGAAGGAGUUGGUAAAGCUGCUGAACGCAAUAGAUCCGAAGCUAGCAGUGAGGUACGUGGUGACGUUCGAGAAUGUAAACAAUAAUGUGAAGUUGCCACAAGUGGUGGAAGACGUAGAUAGGAAGAACCCUAAUCCGUUUAGUAAAAUCACUUUGUGA